Anas platyrhynchos (mallard) is the source of this 375-nucleotide messenger RNA. NCBI's taxonomy places the organism in Eukaryota, Metazoa, Chordata, Aves, Anseriformes, Anatidae. The record is from RefSeq and is a predicted model, not a curated record.
CUCCUCCUCCUCUUGAGCUCGCUCCGGCUCUUCUCGCUCCAGCCUCGCUGAGAUCCCAGCUCGGCCCCAGCCAUGAGGUUCCUCUGCCUCGUCUUUGCCGUCUUCCUGCUGAUCUCCCUGGCUGCCCCAGGCUACGGGCAGGUGAGGAAGUACUGCCCCAAGGUCGGGUACUGCUCCAGCAAGUGCUCCAAGGCGGACGUGUGGUCCCUGUCCUCCGACUGCAAGUUCUACUGCUGCCUGCCGCCCGGCUGGAAGGGGAAAUAAGGGCUGGGCAAGCAGCCCCCGCGGACCAGGAGGCAGCUUGGUGGCUUUGGGAGCGGCUACUCAACUGCCACCCCCUCCUCUGGAUAAAUAAAAAGAGACAAAAAGAUGUAA